UUUAGCAACAACAAAAAUUACUGAAUAGUCAAUUGCCGUGCUUCGCUAAGUUCCAAAAAAUCAAUUAUUUUAAAUCGAAUUAGGAAAAUUUUCUGUUAAUUCUAGUAUGGAUGGCUUUCACAAAAUUGAGAAAAUUGGCGAAGGGACGUAUGGUGUUGUUUAUAAAGCUCUCGAUAAAGUUACUGGUCGAACGGUGGCUUUGAAGAAGAUAAGACUAGAUACUGAAACAGAAGGUGUUCCAAGCACUGCCAUUCGAGAAAUCUCUCUUCUGAAAGAACUAGAUCAUAAUAACAUUGUUAGAUUGAUGGAUGUAAUACAUAGCGAGAAAAAGCUUUAUCUUGUGUUUGAAUAUUUAAAUCAAGACUUGAAGAAAUAUAUGGAUUCGCAACCAAAUGGAUUGCCGAUGUCAUUAGCUAAGAGCUACUUAUAUCAAUUACUCCAAGGAAUAGCAUAUUGUCAUUCGCAUCGCGUGUUACAUCGGGACCUAAAACCUCAAAACUUAUUGCUUGAUGAACACGGGUGCAUUAAGCUUGCUGACUUUGGCUUGGCAAGAGCUAUUGGUGUUCCUGUGAGAAUGUACACGCAUGAAGUAAGUUUGUAAAUCAAUGAUAAUUAUUAAUAGUU
Messenger RNA from Ciona intestinalis (vase tunicate), 624 nucleotides. Lineage: Eukaryota; Metazoa; Chordata; Ascidiacea; Phlebobranchia; Cionidae. The record is from RefSeq and is a predicted model, not a curated record.